AUGGCCUCUCCACGCGGCCACCGUCCGGGUCCCAGGCCUGUUCCUGCGCCUUCGAAUACCGUCCUCCUCGCGACCCAAGCUCAGUGGCUCUUCACCGAUGAAGAGCUCACACGAACGCCGUCACAGCUCGAUGGGAUGAAGAUGGAGGCGGAAAAUACCUCCCGCAGCAAGGGCGUGAAUUUCAUCUCCCAGGUGGGUAUCAUGCUCAAGCUGCCGCAACUCACGCUUGCGACGGCCGCCGUCUACCUCCAUCGUUUCUUCAUGCGAUACAGUAUGGUCGAUCUACCGCAACGACCCGGAAUGCACCCCUACCCCAUCGCUGCUACGGCACUGUUCCUGGCUACGAAAGUCGAUGAAAAUGUGCGGAGGAUGAAGGAGCUUGUGGUUGCUUGCUGUCGGGUAGCCCAGAAGCAGCCGAAUCUGGUGGUUGACGAGCAGUCCAAAGAGUUUUGGAAAUGGCGCGACACGAUCCUCGUCAACGAGGAUACCCUACUGGAGGCGCUGUGCUUCGACCUGCAGCUGGAAGAGCCGUAUCGCAUCCUUUACGAAUUCCUGCUGUUCUUCAACGUGGCCGAUAACAAACAGAUGCGCAAUGCGUCAUGGGCCUUUGUCAAUGAUUCGAUGUUUACCGUCCUGUGCCUACAGUUCACCGCUCGCAACAUCGCCGCCGCCGCGCUGUACGCCGCUGCCAAGCAUUGCGACGUCGGGUUUGAAGACGACGAACUCGGCCGGCCCUGGUGGGAGCAAAUCGAUGUGGACAUCCACGAGGUGCGUCGUACGGUCACAAGAAUGGCACAAUUAUAUGAGCACAAUGCCUUGCAAAGAAAUACGUACUAUCUGUCCGCCCCCACCGCGUCAGACGAGGGUGCUGAGAAGACCAGGAUCCCGCGCGCGGGCGGUACGACAGAGCCCGCGCCAGGAACAGACCCCGUCAAUGGGCGCAAGCGGUCCAGGGAGCCCGAAGAGCAGACUCACGACCGCACCCUGCACGAAUCGACUACGUCGCGCGACCACGAGCCAGCUAGACAGAAUGGUACACGGUCGCCGAAGCGACAGCGGAGGGAAGCGGAAGGCGUGGUGGCCGAGAGAGGCCCUGCGCAUGAAUCCUCGACUGUCCUCCACUCUAAUGGAGGGCCACCGUCAUCCCAAGACCGACACCACGGCAACGGUCACGUUCCUGCGGGACAACUCCCGCCGCCUCACCAUCACUCACAAUCACGCCAUCCGCAUCCUCUGCCCCCUGCCCCUCGACCGUUCCCUCGCCGUGAUAGCGCCAGCCGGGGAAGUAAGCCGGGGCAACCGGUGGAUCCGAUCCAGCAACGGAUCGACGAGAUUGUACAACAGAACAUGUCCUCCCACGGGUCUCCGAGCUCUGCUAGAUCUGAGCGACGGCCAAUAGACCGUCAUCGAAGCGACUGGGACGUAGAAUCAGACGAGCGCAGGCGACGCCCGUCUGCUGGUGGCAGGAAGCCAUCCUACGAAGAGCAUUCGAACCACUCCCGUGCACCACCUCCACCUGCUCCUCCACCUCCUCCUCCGCCACCUCCUCCGGAAGAAGCCCGGCCACCGUCACCGGAACCAACGAAAGCUGUUGAAAAUGAUGAUGAGGGCGGAGGGAGUGAGGAGGGCGAGCUUUGA
Aspergillus aculeatinus CBS 121060 is the source of this 1638-nucleotide messenger RNA. RefSeq names its product putative cyclin. The record is from RefSeq and is a predicted model, not a curated record. Gene Ontology annotation, biological process: regulation of transcription by RNA polymerase II; positive regulation of DNA-templated transcription, elongation. Gene Ontology annotation, molecular function: cyclin-dependent protein serine/threonine kinase activator activity. The transcript has a single exon. Lineage: Eukaryota; Fungi; Ascomycota; Eurotiomycetes; Eurotiales; Aspergillaceae. Bases 1 to 1638 code for a protein of 545 amino acids. Gene Ontology annotation, cellular component: cyclin/CDK positive transcription elongation factor complex; nucleus.